GAGGGCGUAGCUUCCACUCUGGCUUCCACCCUAGCAAAUUUAACUUUGAAGGAAAUAGAUUAGUUACUGCACUACCCAAGGCGACUGAGAACAGUAAUAUGUCACUAGUUUGUCUUGUGGACCUACAGUUCUCUAGAUUAACUGACUGAUGAACGUGAGGAGAAGAUGAACAAAAAGUGGUUGUUUUUUUUGUUUUGCUGUUCUUAUAACUUUUUCAUACAAUGUUCAAUUCAGUUCAUAUUUCACACAAAUGUCACAAAUGAUAUGGGCAACAGAUAUAUAAACUCAAAAUAACUUUGUCUUGCUUCUUGGGUGAGAUCCAGAGGGGGCCUUUUUGCUGUUUUCGACCCAACCCUACUAUUAGCACUACCGUGCUAAUGAUAAUGAUAUUCAUGGGGUAUUGGCUAAACCCAUACAAGUAAGUACAACUGUGAGAGAAAAAUGGCAUGGGCUGGAGCGACUAGGGAGAUUGUUGUUUACAAGUCUUUGUCAAACGACGUUUUUACCAACCUAGCAUUUGAGGACUGGGUAUUCAAAAAUUUGAACUUGUCACAUGCACGGAUUCUAUUCUUUUGGAGAAACACGUCAUGUGUUGUUAUUGGAAGACAUCAAAAUCCAUGGAAAGAAGCAAAUCUCCAUCUUCUUCGUAAUAGAGGAAUGACUCUAGUACGCAGAAAAUCUGGUGGGGGAGCAGUGUAUCAUGACUUGGGUAACACAAACUGCACCAUUUUCUCAUCAAGACAAGACUACAAUAGGAAACGUAACUUGCAGUUAAUUUGUGACGCUGUUAAUCAGAAAUGGAAGGUCAACCUGCAACGCAACAAGAAAGAUGAUAUCAUUUGCAAGGAUAAGUGGAAGGUCUCGGGUAGCUCUGCUAAGCUAUUGAAAGACUUAGCUUGUCACCACUUCACACUAUUGUUGAAUGUGAACCUACAAAAUCUUCGUCAACUUCUCACUUCGAGUUCUGAGGCUUGUAUACGGGAGUCUCGGGCUACAGCAAGCACACCCUCUGAUGUGAUUAAUUUAUGCAAUAUUGAACCAAGCAUGAACUACAAUGAUGUCUGCAGUGUAAUAGCUGAAAAGUUCUACGAUGUUCAUCAAGUGGAUUUAAACAGAUGGGUAAUUGACAUUGACCCUUUAACACUACCAGGCGUCAUGGAUAUAAAGAAAGAACUUCAGGAAUGGAACUGGAUCUAUGGAAAGACCCCAAAAUUUACAGUACAAAAUACAAAACGCUUUAGCUUUGGGGAUGCUCAUCUCUCUAUGGAAAUUCAACAAGGUAUCAUAAAGAAUGUCAAACUAGAUAUUAGUUGGAGGUCAGAUGAUUUACCUGCUAUAUGCAAGGCAAUGGAAGGCAAGAGAGUGCACACGAUUUUGGCACACUGAUAUCAACAUCGCUAUGAAAGCCUCAAUUUUCACCACAGACAAGAAACUAGAAUAUGUACGUGAUUGGAUACAGAACUUGUGUGUGUAGUAAUUAUCACUGUGUAAUAGUACUCUAAUAACUAUUAUUUAUGCUUGUAAUUGCUACUACACAUGUACGUACGAUACUGUUUCAACUAAAA
Halichondria panicea is the source of this 1565-nucleotide messenger RNA. Its product is annotated as lipoyl amidotransferase LIPT1, mitochondrial-like. Lineage: Eukaryota; Metazoa; Porifera; Demospongiae; Suberitida; Halichondriidae. Gene Ontology annotation, cellular component: cytoplasm; mitochondrion. Gene Ontology annotation, biological process: protein lipoylation. The transcript is spliced from 12 exons. The record is from RefSeq and is a predicted model, not a curated record. Gene Ontology annotation, molecular function: lipoyltransferase activity. Bases 442 to 1386 code for a protein of 314 amino acids.